Seriola dumerili (greater amberjack) is the source of this 1130-nucleotide messenger RNA. It is a transcript of the gene cep164, whose product is annotated as centrosomal protein 164. Bases 36 to 1130 code for a protein of 364 amino acids. The transcript has 11 exons. NCBI's taxonomy places the organism in Eukaryota, Metazoa, Chordata, Actinopteri, Carangiformes, Carangidae. The record is from RefSeq and is a predicted model, not a curated record. Gene Ontology annotation, molecular function: protein binding.
CUCAUGAGAAAACGAUUAAAAGUUUGGAAGUAACCAUGACUGCAGCUGCUCUCAUUGGAGACCAGCUGAUCCUUGAAGAGGACUACGAUGAGAACUAUAUACCCUCUGAACAAGAGAUCAAAGAGUACGCAAGAGAAAUUGGCAUUGAUCCCGACAGUGAGCAGGAGCUCCUGUGGCUGGCCAGGGAGGGCAUCGUUGCCCCUUUGCCUCCUGAGUGGAAGCCUUGCCAGGACGUGACAGGGGACAUCUACUAUUUCAACUUCUCCACGGGCCAGUCCACCUGGGAUCACCCCUGUGACGAGCACUACCGCCGCCUGGUGACUCAGGAGCGUGAGCGCGCCCAGCUCACGGCCGCCGCAGGAGGCACAGGGGCGAAGAAAGACAAGGACAAGAAGAAGAAGAAAGAAAAGAAGGAAAAGAAAGAGAAAAAGAAAAAGGAGCCACUCAAGACUCCUGGAGCACUGACUUCAGCCUUGGGGCCGUUACCGUCCCCGCUGGGCAGCCUGGCUCCUCUGAGAGGUCUUGAUGCCCCUGGCCCAGGCCCACUCUCUGGGCCUGUCCCUGCUCUCCGAGGGUCCCUCAGCAGCUCUGGGGGGCUGGAGCCCCUCAAGACUUCCCUAGGGGGUCUUCGAAGCAGUGGGGCAUCUAGUGUUUUAGGCAGCAGGCAGGAGGAGAGAGUGUCCCUUACUCUGCCUGGUUUUGAUGAUGACAAUGAUGAAGACAAAAUCUCAGAAACUGAGCCGAGUCCUCGUGGUUCAGACAGGCUAUUGAAGAACCUCCACCUGGACCUGGAUGCUCUUGGAGGAGGCCUACAGUAUGAGGACAGUGAAGACAGUGGUCGAGCUCCACCGGAGGAGAGGACAGAGCCGGAGCUGCAGGACUUGGCCCUGUCUGGAGAACACAGCCCUGAACCACCGUCCCAACAGGAGUCUGACACCAGUAAAAACAUUGAGGAGGCUUCAUCCUCCAUAGAUGUCAAGCUGUCGGAGAAGGUUCUGGACAUCAACGAGCUGUCUGGCACUGUCAGUCCACUGGAGAAAGAUGACAGACAGGAAACAAAAGAAGAAGAGGAAGAGGAGAAUGAAGAGGAGGCAAAGACAAAGGGCUCUGCAGCAGCGUCUCCUGUCUAA